This is a messenger RNA of Aspergillus viridinutans, 540 nucleotides long. RefSeq names its product iso-1-cytochrome c. The record is from RefSeq and is a predicted model, not a curated record. Bases 1 to 540 code for a protein of 179 amino acids. NCBI's taxonomy places the organism in Eukaryota, Fungi, Ascomycota, Eurotiomycetes, Eurotiales, Aspergillaceae. Gene Ontology annotation, biological process: mitochondrial electron transport, cytochrome c to oxygen; mitochondrial electron transport, ubiquinol to cytochrome c. Gene Ontology annotation, molecular function: heme binding; electron transfer activity. The transcript is spliced from 5 exons. Gene Ontology annotation, cellular component: mitochondrial intermembrane space.
AUGGGCAAGGACGAAGGUUUCGCUCCUGGAUCAGCUGGUAUCGCAAUCGUUGCGUCUCGUCGUUACACUCCAAACAUCUCUCAACCCGGUGUCUACCAUUUCCACGAGCACACCCCAAGCAGAAUGACGAGCUUCGAUACCUUCUGUCUCCUCACUACCAUUGACAUGCGCGAAGCCGAACUUGAAGCGGCGGAAAAGGCCAAACAGAUGGCUAACAUGAUCGCGACUCCAGGUGACGCUAAGAAGGGUGCCAAGCUCUUCCAGACCCGUUGCGCUCAGUGCCACACUGUCGAGUCUGGCGGUGCCCACAAGGUCGGCCCCAACCUCCACGGUCUCUUCGGCCGCAAGACCGGUUCCGCCGAGGGCUACGCCUACACCGACGCCAACAAGCAGGCCGGUGUUACCUGGGACGAGAACACUCUGUUCUCCUACCUUGAGAACCCCAAGAAGUUCAUCCCCGGUACCAAGAUGGCCUUCGGUGGUCUGAAGAAGGGCAAGGAGAGGAACGACCUGAUCACCUACCUCAAGGAGAACUGCUAA